AUGACGAUACGUCGCACCCGACACAUCCCUGCACCCUCCCUGGACACAAACGCUUCUGGUAUUGCUGAUAGCACCAUUAGCAAUGGUUCUUGGCGUCUUUCACAAUUUCCUCCUCCGCCAUCUUCCAUUCCAACCCCAUCUGAAUUCGGCACACCUUCCCCAAGCAGGUCUCUGUUCUCUUUUUCUCAACCUUCUGCACAUCCUAGCGCUUCCCCCUCCCGUUCCCAAGGUUUUUCCGGAAACACUCUUACCCCCUCUUCUCCUCCCUCCCCGUACGAUUGGCAUGAAGGAGCCUCCAGUAUCGAUGUUGAUGCAACCGAGGAUCGUCUCCUUCCCACCUCAUUCAUCACUUCCCUAUUGCAACAGGACAGUGACCUUCGAAAGGCCCGCCGCACCUCUUAUGCUAGCGAUGCUGUCAGUGGGAUCUCAGAAAUAACCUAUCCGCCUCCGUUCAAUUAUCCGGACGCGGACUCUUCCUCUUCUCGAUAUCUUCCAGGUCGACAUCAUCGUCCCUAUGGUGCCAGAAACCCACCCAGUGCGUUCGCACCAAUACCAGAAAACAAUCGAAUAUCUGGGGAUUCAGAAACGCUCCACUCAACUCAGGAACACUCUGUUAUUUUGAGAACUGCAAGUGUUUCUCGGGGUCUUCGGGUGCACGGCGCCUCAGUCGUUGGCGUUGCGCCAGCAACCUUGCAUAACAUCAGUUCCCGCUACUCCGAUCAAGAUCCAGACCGUCAUGAUUCAAUACGCAAGGGAGGCCUUCGUGAAAUCGAUGAUGACUCAAUCGUUGAUUAUAAAGUUUCUGCCAAUCGUACUGCUUUACCUUCCUUGGCCGGAACGCAAAGGCUGGUUUUCGGUAAUAGCACAAGGCAGCCUCCUCCUCCGCAGUUUCGAGAGUCUGUGCACUCAAGUAGGAGUGUAGCACCAUCGUUUAUCUCUCGAAUCUCGCUUGCCAACUCUCUUCGUCGAGCUUUUACCUGGAGAAGAGUGAAACCAUUACCACCGGUUCCAACCGUGCCGCACAUCCCCAUUGCAACAGAAAAUGAGCACAGGAAGGCUGAAGAAUCUACUCCUCUGCCUAACCUCAUCAAUCGUGCAGGUAUUCUUCACAACUUGCUGGAGAAAGGUCACCAUCCUCACCAUAGCUUUCCUUCCUACCACGGUCUACCAUUAUCGGGUGGGGUUACUACGGCCUUCGAGGUGAAUAAGGAUUCCAGUCCUUCAAAUGUUUGGCAGGCCUCAGCAUCAGCACUACCGACUCAAGCGCGCUCAAGAUCUCGGCCGUGGUCACCAUUUUGGAAUAAUAAGCGCAUAUGCUUAAGCCUGACUCUGCUGAUUGGGGUGUUAUUGGUAGGAAUUAUCACAGCAGUGGUGAUGACCCAGCGAAACCAUCAUUCAUCUGCGUGCGCUAGCGACCUAGCGGGAGCUGCUUGCAAUCUCAAUUCAACAUGCGUUUGUACAUUGUCUACUCGAUGUGAUGGUCUCGCGAAGAAUAUCGUGGAUCUCAUCCCCCAACUUAAUGGCGCCUUCUCCAUCAAUAUGACUGCAAACUCUGUGUAUAACAACAUAUGGCUAGCGCAAGGUAGCACAACCGGGAGUAACUGUGCUUCUCAGUCUCUUUUGGUUGAUGUGGGGAAGAACCUUGAUCAGCAAACAUUUCCAAACCGUACUCAUUGGGCGCAAACUUCAUUGCUCUGGAAUGUAGUGCAGAGUCAAGAUUUGCAAGCAUCGACCGAGUUGCGGACAUUUGUUCAAAAUGCACCGUGGCAGUUGCUGCAGGCGUCUGAUGGACCGCUUUCAAUAAAUUCAUCAAAAUUCACAACGACUGUCUCCGGCUUCACCUUUAAUUUUGCCACGCAAACAAUCAGCCAGCCUCCUGUUUCUUUUAUAACUCAGGGACAACCAACUAAUGCUCAAGUUGCGCAAGUCGGCUCUGUUGCUGGAUCCACACUCGACCGGAUGUACUCGUUCGCUUUGGCUUCGUCGACGCAACGGGACAACGCUUUAAAGAAUUAUUGGACCACAACGUUACAACAACGCAUCGAGGAUCUCGCCACCUUCAAGACGGCCCUCAGUACUUCGCCGAUUCUUUUGCCUUUCAAUGGGACUUCUCCUGCUAUCCUGAGCCUAUACAAUUCCUCGUUAUUUCCGCCGCCCCUUGCAUGCUACCCAGGACUUGGCAACGUACAACUACAACAGAUAACUGCUUUAGAAAGUGGUGUUUUUGGACUGUCUCCUGCUUCCAAUGCGACGCAGUUCGAUGCUGCUUGUUACCCGAAUCAUCCCGUUUACGGGGUGCUGGACGUCCUUCGGCUGCGUCUUCCAUUUCUUGAUUCAGAGACCGGCGUCGCGCACCAAGCAGCAGUCCUCAAAACCGACGUAGGUCCUCGAGCUGUAGUAUAUACCGGAGCGCAGCUCAGCACCUGGCCCAAUACCAGUUCAGCCAACUUUAAACCCGAUCCACGUAGCUAUGGGACUCUUGGCCUCUCAAGCCAUAUUGUACUACAGUAUCUCUCUUCCAUACCGGACGUCAGUGUUGCCAGCGCUCUCGUCAAAUUCGUUCUCAAUUCAACUUCAAAUAACUCGGUUCCACCAGAUCCAUCUUCACCCCUCUUUCAGUUCUUAAGCACCAUUCCCGUGCUUGAGGUGGCUGUAUUUGGAAGCGUUGAGCCUGCUGAUAUCGGCUCUGCCGUUGCUUCUUUUGCAUUGCCAUCUGGUUCACUAUUUUUUGGGUCCGUGCAGGGCAGCGCCUUUAGAAACUGGGCCAUUACCACCAUCGGUGGCUCCGUUGCAUGGACAGAAACCCCGACAUCGCCGCUAGUCGUGCGUGACAACUCGUUGUCGGAUGUGACGAUUAACCAAACAUGGACGGCCAUUUCGACAGCCAUCCAGAACCACAUCGAUAGCAUUGGGCUCGCGAACAUCACACAGACGUUUCAGAUUACCAAUAAAUUCACUUCGUGA
Laccaria bicolor S238N-H82 is the source of this 2964-nucleotide messenger RNA. RefSeq lists its product as uncharacterized. The transcript is spliced from 3 exons. NCBI's taxonomy places the organism in Eukaryota, Fungi, Basidiomycota, Agaricomycetes, Agaricales, Hydnangiaceae. Bases 1 to 2964 code for a protein of 987 amino acids. The record is from RefSeq and is a predicted model, not a curated record.